UCAGCCGAGUCGAGAACUGAGCAAAAAAAAGUUCCCAAAAGCGGAAGAAAUUGUUGGAAAAUAAUUGUUUUUGGUUGAAUUUUGUGUUUAAUUGUUUGUUUAUUGAAAAUGCAGUACAUGUCCGAUGAAUACUUUCGUAAAUCUGUGAAUGUUCGCAUAUUGGGGCGUAGUCCGCCCUAUUAUCCGGGCAGAGUGUCUGAACACUCUGUCCCUCCCGUGGAUGAGUUUGUGAGGCGUGCAGAAUCCAUGACCCGACGCUACGGGGAUAAUUACUUGGAUGGUCGACGGGACAUCAAUUCUCCGCCGCCGCCGGUGCCACCACCGGAGCCGCAAAAUGCUGAUUGGCUGCCGAGUCCACGUCGCAACGCAUUUCCUUUGCGUCCUCUUGACGAUGCUCAACCCAAUGAGCGUGUUGAUCUACCACUCGGUGAUUACUCAAAGGAGGACACAAGCUUCAUGGACGAAUUAUAUGCAACGCUGACAGAAGGCCGAGGCGAUCACGGCUCUAACUUUGCUACACGCCGUAAUGACUCGCCCAUUGCCACACGCCGUACAGAAUCACCCAUUGCCACACGUCGUAAUGGUUCACCCAUUGCCACACGCCGUAAUCAAUCACCCAUUGCCACACGCCGCAAUGGACCAACUAUUGAUCUUGCAUCGUAUAUGAACAUAUUCAGUGAAAACCUGCCAGGUGGCCGUGCAGACAAAUCUCCUACUGAUGCACGUCGCAGUGGAUCCUGGAAUCUUCUAGAGCGCAUCGGUUCCCCUGUUGCUCGAGGUCGCAGUGGAUCCCGAUCCCCUACUGUUACACAAUGUGACUAUGCCAAUGCCUUCAGGCAGAACCUACCUGAUGGUCCUGCACCCAUGGAACGCAACAUGGACUCCAUGAAUCCAAUGGAUCCACACUUUCGCACCCAAACAUCGAAUCAAGGCCGUCGUCUCUUAAACGCCGAACCCUGGUCCGACUAUGAUGAAAAUUACGAUGCCAAUCGCAGCUAUAUGGAAUUCAAUGGGGAUCGCAGAUCCCAAAACCACUCCCUAAAUUCUGAAUAUGGGAAUCGCAGCUUCGAGAACUUCGAUGCCAAUCGCAGCAGCUAUAAUUUCGAUGCCAAUCGCAGCUUCGACAAUUACAAUGCCCACCGCAGCUUGGAGAAUUUCGAUACCAGCCUGCGAAGCUUCGAUGGCAAUCGCAGUUCCUUUUACUCAACUGAUUACCUUGGUGGCAACGAUUCUGGAUUUAUAAACGAGCGUUCAGGCUAUGGAGCUAUUGAACGUCGUAACUUUGGCAACUUUGGCAACUUUGACGGCUCAAAAGAUGGUCUCAAUCAAGGCUACACUCAUCGUGGAAUCAAUUCGCUGCUAACUUUACCUCUGACAUUGGGCAGCAAGCGCAUGGCAGAUGAAUUUGAGCUGGAGGAUCGCUGGGCAGAGAAGCGCUCAUGUCUUGAAGAGACACCUGCCUUCUUUCGUGUUGGUGGCUACAAAUUGAAGUAUGCAAGCCAUAAUCCAGGCCUUAUGCUGCCCCAGACGGAAGAAUUAUCUCACGCUGUGCGUUUCUUCAAGAAGUAUCCCGUCUAUCGCAUUCGCUCGAGUAAUUCCCAGGUUCCAACCUCAUUGCAGUGCAACUUCAUCGAAGCCAAGGAUAUGGCGGAUGGCGGCCCAGAGAUUCGCCACACCAUAUCCGAGGAGUGGAAGACGGUUUAUCGCGAGAAGGGCUACCGCUCGUGGGGCAGUUGGUGGAGCGACUUUCGGGAUUGCGGUGCUGCCAUACGCCAGGAGCUGGAUCGUUUCGAUGGCUUCGAUGUGAAGAAGAACUUUCAGCCGCCCGAAGGCCCUAUCGAUUCGGAGGAAUACCUUUCCUUGGCCAUCUCUGCUUUGAAGCAGAACAACAUCACGUAUCUGAAGAACAUGCGAGACAUUUAUCGUCUUGUGGAUUUUAAUGUCUUGGAGAAUCUAACCGCUGACGCGUCUGGGCAUCUGCAGGACAUUAUACGCUUCAUUCCGAAUCAUUUGUGGCGCUACAAGAUGCGCGGCAUGGUGUAUCUGUGGACCUGGUACCAAAAGAUGGCCAACUGCGGGAACACCGACGAUCAGACGCACCAGGCCAUAAUGCCUUUGUGGAACAAUCCGAUUCUCCACUGGCUGGCCAAGCAGGCCUUCGACGAGUUGAUUGCCAUGAGCAAGAUCGAGUAUAAGAAAUUCAAGGAGGAAAUUUCCCAUGGUCUACCCAAGCAAAUCAACGAUCCCAACCAAGAGGAGCAGGCCUGCUGAAUGAAUCUCUCAUUGUUUCAACUCUGUUUUAUCCAUUUAAUCAAAUAUAAUUUAACCAAUCAAAGAAGCUUUAUCGCUUUAGUUUUUCGUACGAGCAGAGCCAUAAUUUUAGCUCAAUUUAUUCACCUGCUUCAGCUGCACAAAGUUGUUUAAUUUGUUAUCCCCAAA
This is a messenger RNA of Drosophila guanche, 2439 nucleotides long. RefSeq lists its product as uncharacterized. NCBI's taxonomy places the organism in Eukaryota, Metazoa, Arthropoda, Insecta, Diptera, Drosophilidae. The coding region runs from base 109 to 2271 and encodes 720 amino acids. The record is from RefSeq and is a predicted model, not a curated record. The transcript is spliced from 3 exons.